AUGGCCAAUAUUCAGCUCGGGGAAGCCCUCGCCUCGAACGAACUCGACUUGGUGCCCACUUCGAGUGGUCGCGCAUUGCGAUCCAACGGAAUCAAGAGAGAGUCAAGAAACUCCACAAUGUCUCCUGGAGAGAACGAAACCGGAGCGAGCAAGGGUUCUGCCACCCCCGAUGAACCCCAACCGCCAAGACUCUCUCGCAAGGCUUCGCAAAAACCUUUGAAGCGAGAGCCAAAGCUAUUCGACGACCUACCAGACGCGACUGAAGAGGCGUGUAAUUCCUUCAAGGUGAUUGCCGACUGUCUCUAUGGCUCGAAAAAUAUGGGCUCGACGGAUAAUGAUGCGCUCGAUUGCGACUGCAAAGAAGAUUGGCAUGAUGGCGUCAACUACGCCUGCGGUGAAGACUGUAUCAACCGCGCGACCCGUGUCGAGUGCGUCAUUGGCGCAUCGGGAAGUUGCGGUGAUAGUUGUCAGAACCAGCGGUUUCAGCGAAAGCAGUACGCAAACGUGUCCGUCAUUAAGACCGAAAAGAAGGGCUAUGGUCUACGCUCGAAUACCGAUCUCGACGCAAACGAUUUUGUCUUCGAAUAUGUUGGUGAGGUCAUCAACGAGCCCACCUUCCGGAGACGAAUGCUUCAAUAUGACGAGGAGGGAAUCAAGCACUUCUACUUCAUGUCUCUGACGAAAGGCGAAUUCGUCGACGCGACCAAGAAAGGCAACCUCGGCCGUUUUUGCAACCACUCGUGCAAUCCCAACUGCUACGUUGACAAGUGGGUCGUUGGCGACAAGUUACGGAUGGGCAUCUUUGUCUUGCGCAAGAUCCACGCUGGCGAGGAAUUGACGUUCAACUACAAUGUCGACCGGUACGGCGCGGAUCCUCAGCCUUGUUAUUGUGCAGAACCUGGAUGUGUUGGCUUCAUUGGAGGCAAGACCCAGACCGAGCGGGCUACGAAGCUCCCCAUUCUAGUCCUAGAAGCCCUCGGCAUUGAGGACGGUGACGGCUGGGAUACAACCGUUGCGAAGAAGCCUCGGCGGAAGCGACCCGACGAGGACGACGAAGAAUAUGUUAACAGCAUACAAGCUCGUAGCCUCGACGAGGAUGGCGCCCGAAAGGUCAUGGCUGCGCUUAUGCAGUGCAAGGAGAAAUGGAUUGCCAUCAAGCUCCUGGAACGUAUCCAAAAGUGCGACGAUAACUACGUCCUGAGCCUCGUCAUGAGGAUGCACGCCUACCAGAUCAUGAAGACGAUGAUCAGCUCGUUUAGUGAGGAUGAUAAUGUCAUCCUACAGGUGCUUGACGUCUUGAACAGGAUGCCGAGGCUCACCAAGAACAAGAUCGUCGACUCUAAUAUUGAAGCAACCAUCCAAGGACUCCAGACUUCCCAAAAUGAGGAUAUUUCAGCCACCGCCACGAGGCUUCUAGACGAUUGGGGGAAACUCCAAGUGGCCUACCGUAUUAAGAGGAAGAAGGUCGAUCCUAAUGCCCAAACUACCUCCGCCGCAGAAGCCCUCCGUGAUGCUGUUGUCGGCGAUGAUCGCGACACGGGAACGUCUACACCGGCUAGCAAACCCGUCUCGCCGCUACCCUCUAAUAUCGACAUUCCCAAGGGACCUAAGAACAGCAUGCCUCAGCGCAACCCUCACGGUCCUCGGGGAGGUGGCGGCCGGCGCCACCAGCCUUUCCCCCGCCACGGUGGUGGUGGUAAUCGGCAGCCCAAGUUCGGCCACGAGAACGAGACCCCGCUACCGGAGGGUUGGUUCGUGGCUGUCGACCAGAAGCGUCAAGUUUAUUACUACAACAAACACGGCCAGACGACUUGGCAGCGACCUGCGCCUCCCAAGCAACCUACGCAAGCAGAGAAGAAUGCUCAGAUCAUCCAAAAGAUUAUCGACGACGUGGCGAAUGAGCAGCGCAGGCUGGCUCUCGCUGCUGCCGAAGCGCCCGCUUCUUCUACUCAGACGCCUCCCGAAUCUUCCGAAACGCCCCUGCUUGACGCUCCAACGGAGAAAUGGCGGCAGUUGCCGAUCGAGAAGCAGAUGAAGAUUUACGAAAAUACAAUAUUCCCUCAUAUCAAAUAUGUUUUAGACAAGUUCCGGCAUAAGCUUCCUCGUGAUCAACUCAAGAGAUUCGCCAAAGAGCUUAACAAGAAAUUAGUUGCAUCCGACUAUAAGAAUAAUCGCGUUCAAGACCCCACAGCUACUCUUAGCGAUAAGCAAUCAAAGAAGGUCAAGUCUUAUGUCAAAGACUUCCUUGACAGGGCCGUCGUUAAAUACAGGGAGCACGAGAAGAAAAAGGCAGCCCGCGAAGGCGCCAAGCCGGCGACGAACGGCGACCACGCUAGCAGCGUGCCAGAACCGCCAGCCCUAGCCACGCCCAAUGGAGUCCUUUCCAAAGAGGAUUCCUUGAUGGCUGAUAUAACCCCUGGAGGCAGCUCGAGCCCCGAAGAGGCCGCCGCAUCCCAGACGCCUAGUAGCCCGAGCCUGAAGCGCAAGCGGGUUGAAGAGGAGGAGCCUCUAGUUAUCACACCAGUAGAUGACCAUCACGAGCCUGUAUCAAAGCGCGUGAAGGAGUUGGAUGGCGUAGAAGAAAUGGAGGUGACCACCACCACCACUCCUCCUCCGCCUCCCCCGCCUCCCCCGCCACCUGAAGAAGAGGAUGGUGAGCCGGCGGAGGCCCUAAUGACUGAAGAAGAGCGAGACCUCCGCGCCCAGGAAGAAGCCUUGAUUAGGGAGAACGAGGAAGCUCAGCGGCUGGAGGACGAGGCUCGCGAUGCUGCGGCGCGUACGGAGGCGAUGAGUGAGCCUGUUUCGGUGCAGUAA
Scedosporium apiospermum is the source of this 2814-nucleotide messenger RNA. Its product is annotated as Histone-lysine N-methyltransferase, H3 lysine-36 specific. Gene Ontology annotation, cellular component: nucleus; chromosome; chromatin. Gene Ontology annotation, biological process: regulation of DNA-templated transcription. Gene Ontology annotation, molecular function: protein binding; histone H3K36 methyltransferase activity. The transcript is spliced from 3 exons. The record is from RefSeq and is a predicted model, not a curated record. Bases 1 to 2814 code for a protein of 937 amino acids. Lineage: Eukaryota; Fungi; Ascomycota; Sordariomycetes; Microascales; Microascaceae.